AUGGGGGUCGUAGACCAAACGGUUCUGACGCUACAGACAGAGGUUGGCACAUCGGUGCUGAAUUGGUUAUCCGUUUCCUCAGGAGUGAGUCCUAUACAUAAUGGCCAGGUCUGCAGCACAUGGGGUAACUACCACUUCAAGACAUUUGACGGAGACAUCUUUCAGCUCCCCUCCACCUGCAACUAUGUUGUGACCUCACUGUGCCAUAGCAGUUAUGAGGAUUUCAACAUCCAGAUGAGGCGGCAGGUGGUGGACCACCAGCCCACCAUUAGCAGGAUCACCAUGAAGCUGGAUGGCGCAGUGGUGGAGCUAUCCAAGGGUUCCGUUGUUGUUAAUGGGAAGAAUGCCACCUUACCAUUCAGCCAGUCUGGUAUUCUCAUUGAAGAGACUCCCUCCCACAUCAAGAUCAAAGCAAAACUGGGAUUGGUAGCCAUAUGGAACCAGGAGGAUUCCUUCUUGGUGGAGAUGGACAUCAAAUUCAGAAACAAGACCUGUGGUCUAUGUGGAGAUUUUAAUGGAGUUCAACAAUUUGAUGAGUUCUAUAGCCAUGGUAUGAAAUUGUCCCCUGUCGACUUCGGAAACUUCUGGAAAUUGGAUGGUCCAACUGAAAGCUGUACUGAAAAUACACUACCUUCGAAUCAUAAAUGCCCCAAUCUGAAACCAAUUUGUGAGCAGUUGCUCUCCGGUCCUGCCUUCAGCAGCUGUAAGGACUUGUUGGCCAUCGACUCAUUUGUUGAGGCCUGUGUAUCUGACCUGUGCCACUGUGAUAACAGCACCAACUCCUUCUGCCUGUGCAACACCAUCUCAGAGUACUCCCGUCAGUGUGUUCACGCAGGGGGGAAGCCAAAACAAUGGAGGACUGAACAGUUCUGCUAUAAGACAUGCCCCUUCAACAUGGAGUACCAGGAGUGUGGAAACCCCUGUGUUGACACCUGCUCCAACCCUGAGAGAGGCCAGCUGUGUGAGGAACACUGCUCAGAUGGCUGCUUUUGUCCUCCAGGAACCGUUUUUGAUGACGUCAACAAGAAUGGUUGUAUCUCCUUGAGUCAAUGCUCCUGCCGCCACAAUGGAAAAACCUACGCACCCGGAGAGUCUUAUUCAAGCACUUGUAAAGAUUGCUCCUGUGCUGGUGGUCAGUGGAAGUGUGUGGACAAGGACUGUCCUGGCACCUGUGCUGUGGAGGGAGGAUCCCACAUCAACACCUAUGAUGGAAAAGCCUACACCUUCCAUGGGGACUGCUCUUAUGUUCUGACCAAGGACUGUGAUGGGAUGCAAUUCACUGUACUGGGUGAUCUGGUGCAGUGUGGGCUUUCUGACAGUGAGACUUGUCUAAAGGCUGUUACCCUGUCCCUCUCAGAAGGAGCCACUGUGAUCAACAUACAACCCAAUGGAAAAGCCUUUGUAAAUGGAAUCUAUUCUCAGCUGCCCUUUUCUGUUGCUGGAGUAACUAUUUUCAGAGCCUCCUCAUUUUUCAUCAUCGUCCAGACCACCUUUGGCCUCCAGUUGGAAAUCCAACUCUCACCAAUCAUGCAGGUCUAUAUUGCUGCAAGCACCGUUUGGCAGCAGAGAACUUGUGGUCUUUGUGGAAACUUCAACAACAACCAAGGAGAUGAUUUCAAGGUCCUGAGUGGAGUGACUGAGGGCACAGCCAUUGGUUUUGCAAACACCUGGAAAACACGAGCCAGCUGCCCAGACAUCAAGAGUAGCUUUGAAAGCCCCUGCAGCUUAAGUCUUGACAAUGAGAAGUAUGCCCAGCACUGGUGCUCUCAGCUGGCUGAUCCUAAAGGGUUGUUUGCUCCAUGCCACACAGCAAUAAGCCCAGACAUGUACAAAGACAACUGCAUGUAUGACAGCUGUAACUGUGAGAAGAGUGAGGACUGCAUGUGUGCUGCCGUCUCCUCUUAUGUCCACGCUUGUGCUGCCGAGGGUAUCCAGCUCAGCGGCUGGAGAGACACUAUCUGCAACAAAUACUCCACCUCGUGCCCUAGCACCAUGGUCUACAGCUACAGCAUAAAAAGCAGUGAUCGCUCCUGCCGUUGCUACAGCGACUCUGACUUUACCUGUUCAAUCACCUUCGAGUCUGUGGAUGGGUGUGUCUGUUCUGAGGGAACCUACCUGGAUGAUGAGGGCAAGUGUGUUGCACCAGCCAGCUGCCCUUGUUAUUACAAGGGCUCAGUGGUGUCCCCUGGAGAGGUCAUCAGCAAGGAUGGAACCAUGUGCACCUGCAAGGAGGGCAAACUCCAUUGUAUUGGAGAUUCACCUGAUCAUUCCACAGCAUGUGUUGCACCAAUGGUUUUCGUCAACUGCUCCAGUGCAAGCCCAGGAGUGAGAGGGUUAGAGUGUCAGAAGAGCUGCAAUAUUCUGGAUAUGGCCUGUAUCAGCACAGAGUGCAUUUCAGGCUGUAUGUGUCCCUCUGGACUGGUAUCCGAUGGAAAAGGAGGCUGCAUCAUGCCAGACCUUUGUCCUUGUUCUCACAAUGCAGCUACUUACCAACCAGGAGACAGAAUCAAGGUCGACUGCAAUACCUGCACUUGUAAAGACAGAAAAUGGCAGUGCACAACUAACCUGUGCCAUGGAACCUGUGCCAUUUAUGGAGAUGGACACUACAUUACUUUUGACGGGAAACGAUUCACUUUCGAAGGAGACUGUGAAUACACUCUUACAAAGGACUACUGUGGAAACAACAAUGCCAAUGGCAGCUUCAGAGUCAUCACUGAGAACAUCCCUUGUGGAACAACAGGCACCACCUGCUCCAAGGCCAUCAAGCUCUUCCUGGGGAACAAUGAAUUAAUCCUGACAGAAGGGAACUACCAAGUCGUUGAGAGAAAUACAGGGGAGGCGGUUCCUUACCAGAUUCGCACAAUGGGCAUCUACCUUGUGAUUGAAGCCAAUAAUGGUUUGAUUCUCAUGUGGGACAGGAAAACAAGCAUGUUCAUCAAACUUAACCCACAGUUCAAGGGACAUGUCUGUGGUCUGUGUGGAAACUAUGAUGGCAACGCAAACAAUGACUUCACUACCAGGAGCCAGGCAGUUGUUGUCAAUUCUCUCGACUUUGGAAACAGCUGGAAAGUCUCUGCAAGCUGCCCCGAUGCAAAGAGCAAAAGGAGCCCCUGUACUGCCAACCCUUACAGGCAGUCUUGGUCACAGAAGCAGUGCAGCAUCAUACAGAGCAAAGUUUUCGCAGACUGCCAUUCUAAAGUGGACCCCUCUUCUUUCUAUGAUGCUUGUGUGACAGACUCAUGUGCUUGCGACAGUGGUGGAGACUGUGAGUGUUUCUGUACCGCUGUGGCAGCUUAUGCAGAGGCCUGUAAUGAGGCUGGAGCCUGCAUAGCCUGGAGAAGCCCACAAAUCUGCCCACUGUUCUGUGAUUACUACAACACCCCUGGAGAAUGUGAGUGGCACUACAAGGCAUGUGGAGCUCAGUGUAUGAAGACCUGCAGGAAUCCUUCCGGGAGCUGCUCCACUCAGAUACCACCUCUUGAAGGUUGCUAUCCAAAAUGUCCUCCUGCUCAACCUUUCUUUGAUGAAGAUAUAAUGAAGUGUGUGGAGAAGGAGCAGUGUGGCUGCUAUGGCAGAGAUGGAAAACACUACAAUAAUGGAGAAAAAGUACCGACCACAGAAAACUGCCAGACAUGCUACCAUAUCAACAACAGUUCCUUGGGCCACUACUCCUACACCCACUACUACAAUCCUAACUUCGACAGCUCCAUCUACAACAAAAACAACAACUCUGCCUUCCACCACUACUACACCUCCAACCUCUACUCCUACAUCAACCUCAACAGGAGUAUACACUACCCCGUGCAGUGUUCCUUCUACCACUACUCCUACACCCACUACUACAAUCCUAACUUCGACAGCUCCAUCUACAACAAAAACAACAACUCUGCCUUCCACCACUACUACACCUCCAACCUCUACUCCUACAUCAACCUCAACAGGAGUAUACACUACCCCGUGCAGUGUUCCUUCUACCACUACUCCUACACCGACUUCUACAACGUUAACUUCGACAGCUCCAUCUACAUCUACAACAAAAACAACAACUCUGCCUUCCACCACUACUACACCUCCAACCUCUACUCCUACAUCAACCUCAACAGGAGUAUACACUACCCCGUGCAGUGUUCCUUCUACCACUACUCCUACACCCACUACUACAAUCCUAACUUCGACAGCUCCAUCUACAACAAAAACAACAACUCUGCCUUCCACCACUACUACACCUCCAACCUCUACUCCUACAUCAACCUCAACAGGAGUAUACACUACCCCGUGCAGUGUUCCUUCUACCACUACUCCUACACCCACUACUACAAUCCUAACUUCGACAGCUCCAUCUACAACAAAAACAACAACUCUGCCUUCCACCACUACUACACCUCCAACCUCUACUCCUACAUCAACCUCAACAGGAGUAUACACUACCCCGUGCAGUGUUCCUUCUACCACUACUCCUACACCCACUACUACAAUCCUAACUUCGACAGCUCCAUCUACAACAAAAACAACAACUCUGCCUUCCACCACUACUACACCUCCAACCUCUACUCCUACAUCAACCUCAACAGGAGUAUACACUACCCCGUGCAGUGUUCCUUCUACCACUACUCCUACACCCACUACUACAAUCCUAACUUCGACAGCUCCAUCUACAACAAAAACAACAACUCUGCCUUCCACCACUACUACACCUCCAACCUCUACUCCUACAUCAACCUCAACAGGAGUAUACACUACCCCGUGCAGUGCUCCAUCUACAUCUACAACAAAAACAACAACUCUGCCUUCCACCACUACUACACCUCCAACCUCUACUCCUACAUCAACCUCAACAGGAGUAUACACUACCCCGUGCAGUGUUCCUUCUACCACUACUCCUACACCCACUACUACAAUCCUAACUUCGACAGCUCCAUCUACAACAAAAACAACAACUCUGCCUUCCACCACUACUACACCUCCAACCUCUACUCCUACAUCAACCUCAACAGGAGUAUACACUACCCCGUGCAGUGUUCCUUCUACCACUACUCCUACACCCACUACUACAAUCCUAACUUCGACAGCUCCAUCUACAACAAAAACAACAACUCUGCCUUCCACCACUACUACACCUCCAACCUCUACUCCUACAUCAACCUCAACAGGAGUAUACACUACCCCGUGCAGUGUUCCUUCUACCACUACUCCUACACCGACUUCUACAACGUUAACUUCGACAGCUCCAUCUACAUCUACAACAAAAACAACAACUCUGCCUUCCACCACUACUACACCUCCAACCUCUACUCCUACAUCAACCUCAACAGGAGUAUACACUACCCCGUGCAGUGUUCCUUCUACCACUACUCCUACACCCACUACUACAAUCCUAACUUCGACAGCUCCAUCUACAACAAAAACAACAACUCUGCCUUCCACCACUACUACACCUCCAACCUCUACUCCUACAUCAACCUCAACAGGAGUAUACACUACCCCGUGCAGUGUUCCUUCUACCACUACUCCUACACCCACUACUACAAUCCUAACUUCGACAGCUCCAUCUACAACAAAAACAACAACUCUGCCUUCCACCACUACUACACCUCCAACCUCUACUCCUACAUCAACCUCAACAGGAGUAUACACUACCCCGUGCAGUGUUCCUUCUACCACUACUCCUACACCGACUUCUACAACGUUAACUUCGACAGCUCCAUCUACAUCUACAACAAAAACAACAACUCUGCCUUCCACCACUACUACACCUCCAACCUCUACUCCUACAUCAACCUCAACAGGAGUAUACACUACCCCGUGCAGUGCAGUUCCUUCUACCACUACUCCUACACCCACUACUACAAUCCUAACUUCGACAGCUCCAUCUACAACAAAAACAACAACUCUGCCUUCCACCACUACUACACCUCCAACCUCUACUCCUACAUCAACCUCAACAGGAGUAUACACUACCCCGUGCAGUGUUCCUUCUACCACUACUCCUACACCCACUACUACAAUCCUAACUUCGACAGCUCCAUCUACAUCUACAACAAAAACAACAACUCUGCCUUCCACCACUACUACACCUCCAACCUCUACUCCUACAUCAACCUCAACAGGAGUAUACACUACCCCGUGCAGUGUUCCUUCUACCACUACUCCUACACUGACUUCUACAACGUUAACUUCGACAGCUCCAUCUACAUCUACAACAAAAACAACAACUCUGCCUUCCACCACUACUACACCUCCAACCUCUACUCCUACAUCAACCUCAACAGGAGUAUACACUACCCCGUGCAGUGUUCCUUCUACCACUACUCCUACACCCACUACUACAAUCCUAACUUCGACAGCUCCAUCUACAACAAAAACAACAACUCUGCCUUCCACCACUACUACACCUCCAACCUCUACUCCUACAUCAACCUCAACAGGAGUAUACACUACCCCGUGCAGUGUUCCUUCUACCACUACUCCUACACCCACUACUACAAUCUUAACUUCGACAGCUCCAUCUACAUCUACAACAAAAACAACAACUCUGCCUUCCACCACUACUACACCUCCAACCUCUACUCCUACAUCAACCUCAACAGGAGUAUACACUACCCCGUGCAGUGUUCCUUCUACCACUACUCCUACACCCACUACUACAAUCUUAACUUCGACAGCUCCAUCUACAUCUACAACAAAAACAACAACUCUGCCUUCCACCACUACUACACCUCCAACCUCUACUCCUACAUCAACCUCAACAGGAGUAUACACUACCCCGUGCAGUGUUCCUUCUACCACUACUCCUACACCCACUACUACAAUCUUAACUUCGACAGCUCCAUAUACAUCUACAACAAAAACAACAACUCUGCCUUCCACCACUACUACACCUCCAACCUCUACUCCUACAUCAACCUCAACAGGAGUAUACACUACCCCGUGCAGUGUUCCUUCUACCACUACUCCUACACUGACUUCUACAACGUUAACUUCGACAGCUCCAUCUACAUCUACAACAAAAACAACAACUCUGCCUUCCACCACUACUACACCUCCAACCUCUACUCCUACAUCAACCUCAACAGGAGUAUACACUACCCCGUGCAGUGUUCCUUCUACCACUACUCCUACACCCACUACUACAAUCUUAACUUCGACAGCUCCAUCUACAUCUACAACAAAAACAACAACUCUGCCUUCCACCACUACUACACCUCCAACCUCUACUCCUACAUCAACCUCAACAGGAGUAUACACUACCCCAUUUAUGUAAACCAGCAACGCAUCAUCCCAGCAUAUGAGACCAAGGACUUCCGCAUCACAGACAAUGGAAUUGAGACCCUUUUAGUCAUACCAGCAAUUAAUGCCAAGGUGUCUUUCACUGGUCUUAUGUUUAGCAUAUACCUGCCCUGGGACAAGUUCAGUGGCAACACUGAGGGACAGUGUGGUAUUCCAAUAACUAAGCCAUGCAACGUGACAAAGGGCAAAGUGUACCUGGACAGCAAUGGCUGCAAGUCUGCAAACGAGGUGGACGUGACAACAUGCGGUGGAUCCUGUGGCACCUAUGCCAUGUAUUCUCGUGAGGCCAACAUGAUGGAGCGCUCUUGUACCUGCUGUCGGGAAGUAUCCACCACCAAGAAGGAAGUGGAGAUGAUCUGCCCAGACGGGUCAAAGUUCAACCACUCCUACAUCCACAUCAAUAAAUGUGGCUGCCAGAGGACAGAGUGCGUGACCCCAGAGGCGACCCAGGACCUGUUCACUACCCACCGGAUCACCAUGGGGACAACCAAGGAUACACCGAUAUGGAGGCUGAUAUGCCUGGCACUACUGAUCAAAUCAACACAAACAGGAGUGAAUGCCUCACACAAUGACCAGGUCUGCAGCACAUGGGGUAACUACCAUUUCAAGACCUUCGACGGGGAUUUUUUUCAGCUCCCCUCCACCUGCAACCAUGUUGUGACCUCACUGUGUAAGAGCAGCUAUGAGGCUUUCAACAUACAGAUGAGGCGGCAGGUGGUGAACAACCAGCCCACCAUUAGCAAGAUCACCAUGAAGCUGGAUGGUGUAGUGGUGGAGCUAUCCAAGGGUGUUGUUGUGGUCAAUGGGCAGACGGUGACCCUGCCGUUCAGCUUGUCUGGAGUCAGCAUCGUGAAGACUACAUCCAAUGUGAAGGUCGUAGCCAAACUGGGGCUGGUUGCUGUUUGGAACAAGGAUGACUCCCUAAUGAUUGAAAUGAACGAGAAGUACAGAAACCAGACCUGCGGACUGUGUGGUGACUUCAAUGAAGUCCAAACAUACAACGAGUUCAUCAUCAAUGGUGGGAAACUCUCUAGCUCUGACUAUGGAAACCUCUGGAAACUGGAUGGCCCUCUGGAAGUCUGUGAGGAGCCUAUGCUAACUUCUGUGGAGAGUUGUGGAGAUGAGGAAUUUUGUCAGCAGCUACUCUCCAGUGCAGCUUUCAGUAGCUGCGCUAAUUAUUUGGACAUGGACUCCUUCAUCAAGACCUGCCUUGCAGACCUGUGCCACUGUGAUAACAGCACCAACUCCUUCUGCCUGUGCAACACCAUCUCAGAGUACUCCCGUCAGUGUGUUCACGCAGGGGGGAAGCCCCAGCAAUGGAGGACUGAACAGUUCUGCUAUAAGACAUGCCCCUACAACAUGGAGUACCAGGAGUGUGGAAGCCCCUGUGUUGACACCUGCUCCAACCCAGAGGCCAGCCAGUUGUGUGAAGACCACUGUACAGACGGCUGCUUCUGUCCUCUAGACAAGGACUGUCCUGGGACCUGCUCUGUGGAGGGAGGAUCCCACAUCAACACCUAUGAUGGGAAAGCCUACACCUUCCAUGGGGACUGCUCUUACAUUCUGACCAAGCAAUGCAAUGGAACUGAAUUCACCGUGCUGGGAGACAUUGUGAAGUGUGGGUUGACUGACACUCAGACCUGUAUGAGGGCUGUUACCCUAGCCCUCUCCAGCAGAUCCACCAACUGCAUGUAUGACAGCUGUAACUGUGAGAAGAGUGAGGACUGCAUGUGUGCUGCCGUCUCCUCUUAUGUCCACGCUUGUGCUGCCGAGGGUAUCCAGCUCAGUGGCUGGAGAGACACUAUCUGCAAUAAAUUCGCCACCUGUCCCAGUCAAACAGUUUAUACCUACAACAUGACCAGCUGUGGACGCACCUGCCGCUCACUGAGCAUGACAGACCAAUCUUGCCAGGUGAAGUUUGUUCUGGUGGACGGCUGUGGCUGUGCAGAGGGCACCUACAUGGACGAGGCUGCCAAGUGUGUUGCCCCCACCAACUGUCCCUGCUAUGACAAGGGCUCGGUGGUCCCUGCAGGAGAGACUAUCAGCAGAGACGGUGCCACCUGGUAA
Salvelinus namaycush (lake trout) is the source of this 9354-nucleotide messenger RNA. RefSeq lists its product as uncharacterized. NCBI's taxonomy places the organism in Eukaryota, Metazoa, Chordata, Actinopteri, Salmoniformes, Salmonidae. Gene Ontology annotation, molecular function: protein binding. The transcript has 63 exons. Gene Ontology annotation, cellular component: extracellular matrix. The record is from RefSeq and is a predicted model, not a curated record. Bases 1 to 9354 code for a protein of 3117 amino acids.